AUGUUAAAUUCUAAAGAGAACGAAAUAAAUGGUAGCCCUUCAGAUUCUCUAAAUGGAGAUGCAGAAAAUGAGAAUGAAAAUGAAAGAAAAUGUUUGUGGGUACCAGAUGAAGAAGUAACUAAUUGUUAUAGUUGUAAUGUUGUUUUCAAUGUAAGAGUAAGAAAACAUCAUUGUAGAGCAUGUGGGAAUGUAUUUUGUUCCAAUUGUUCUGAUAAUAAAAUAAAAAUAAGUGAAUAUAGUUAUUCUGAGAAGGUUAGAGUAUGUGAUCGUUGUUUUAUGGAAAGAUCUUCUCCUCAAACUUUAUUAUUACAAGAAGAUUUAGGUGCUAGAAAACAAAUAAAUCAAGAUUUAAAAAAAGCAUUAAGUGAAAAGAUGGCUAUAGUAGAAAGAUUUAAAACAUUUUUAAUUGAAUUUGAUAAUGAAAUUUUAAAUAAUACAGAUAACACCGAUGGUAAUACUGAUGUUAUUUCUUUAUUAAAAAGAGGAGAAAAAGGUUUAAAAACUUUAAAUGAAAAAAUUAAAAAUUAUGAUUCAAUUAUUCAAGAACAAAAAAAUGAAUUAGAAAAUUUGAAAAUGGAAAAAGAACAAAAAAUGGAAUUAAAUAAAAUCUUAAAUUUAAGAAAUCAUGAAAUUCAACAGAAAAAUAUUAAUAUUAAAAAUCUUAUGAAAGAAAAAAAUGAAUUAGCACUCGUCAAAGAAGAAUCAGAAGGUAUUAUUGAAUCAUAUAAAAAACAAGUUGAGAAAUUAAUUAUCAGAUGUAAUCAACUAGAAUUAGAAAAAAAAACAUAUAAUAAAAAUGAUCUAAAUAAUUUCUCUAUGACAAAUGCUAGUUCUACGUCAUACAACCAAGGUUCUUUUAAUUUACCGUCUAAUGGUAUGUCAGUAUCAUAUACGAUAGCUGAUGGCCCCAACGAAUAUAUGGACGAUGAAAAUUGUUGUAAUAGAUGUCAGAGACGAAUGUGUUCUAUUAUGUAA
This is a messenger RNA of Plasmodium adleri (nom. inval.), 975 nucleotides long. RefSeq names its product FYVE and coiled-coil domain-containing protein. NCBI's taxonomy places the organism in Eukaryota, Apicomplexa, Aconoidasida, Haemosporida, Plasmodiidae. Bases 1 to 975 code for a protein of 324 amino acids. Gene Ontology annotation, molecular function: metal ion binding. The transcript has a single exon. The record is from RefSeq and is a predicted model, not a curated record.